Saprolegnia diclina VS20 is the source of this 4725-nucleotide messenger RNA. RefSeq lists its product as hypothetical. The transcript has 35 exons. Lineage: Eukaryota; Oomycota; Saprolegniomycetes; Saprolegniales; Saprolegniaceae. Gene Ontology annotation, molecular function: protein binding. The record is from RefSeq and is a predicted model, not a curated record. The coding region runs from base 1 to 4725 and encodes 1574 amino acids.
AUGCGCUUGGUCGUCGCCGUCGUUGCCGCGCUGCUUUGCCUCGGCACUGCGCAGCUGCCGUGCGCCUCGUACACGCCGCUCGAGGCGGUGCUCGAGACAUGCGUCUCGUACGACAUGCCGGGGCCUAACACGGCGCAUGUGUUUCACACGUCGUCGGCGAUCGCGAGCAGCUCUGCGCUCGUCGUUGUCGGCGGCUACUCGAUCAGCACGGGCCAGCCCGUGAUUACGAAUACAGUCCAAGUCUACAGCCCGUCGUCGCCGCAGACGGCCGUGUACCCUACGCUCUCGAUCGCGUCGGGCGGGCCCAAGACCAACACGCAGCAGUUUUUACCGGGUUCCCGCAUCGAGCAUUCGGCUAUCGUCUGGGAAGACGCCAUUUUCAUCUACGCCGGCACCAACACGGACAUCAUGGGCGAUCUCUGGCGACUCUGCGUCGUCGCCCCGUACACCUCGGGCAUCUGGGACCAGGUGCUGAAUGCAACGACGUACACGCCAAUAGCGCGCACGGGCCACUCGACAACCACGCUUCUCGUUAACGCAACGAGCAGCGUGCACCUGGUCUUUGGCGGCACACUCGCAUACUCUUAUGCCGCGAGCAAUGAUACCGUAUUCAUGGUGUUGACCAAGCCAAGUCCCGGCCUCGGGUGUCAAUCGGCGGUUCCGAGCGUGACGUGGCAGCCUGUGACGCUUUUACCCAAUACCUCGAGCCCGCUCGGCCGCGCGUACCACUCGAUGACACUCAACCGCGACGAGACAAGCCGCAGCUGCUUUGUCUUGUACGGCGGCCAGAGCCUCUUCAACAACUCGAUCUUUAACGACGUGUGGACGCUCUGCCCGACGCUGCUGUCGACGCAAGCCCGUGCUGAGCAGCAAACGUACGUCUGGACGCAGCUCGAGCAGCUCGGUACGACGCCGCCGCCGCGCUUUGGGCACACAGCGGUCGCGUCGUACACCAACCGCUUUGUCGUCGUCGGCGGCUCGUUUCGGUUCCCCAGCGAUUACAUGAGUGACGGUUGGGAGUUCAACUUGGCGCUGCUGCGCUGGCUGCAGCUGCCACUAGCUUACACCAACGGCUCACUUCUUAGUCCGCGCCGCGCACACUCGACUAACUACCUCAAUGCGACCAAGACACUCGUCAUCCUCGGCGGUGUCGGGCGGUACGCGCUCGUCACGGGCAACUCGAUUCAGUGCGCGUACACGUCGGCCCAGUGCGCAUCGGGGCUCGUUCAAGUCUACUGCAAUGCGACGGGGCAGAUCGUCUGCCAACCGUGCGCCGCCGGGUCGUAUGCAGCGAGUGGCGACGCUGCAUGCAGCACGUGUCCUCCGGGUACCUAUGCUGUCGAGGGCGCGUCAGCGUGCACGCCGUGUCCCCUCGGCACGUACAGCGGCCUCAUCGCCGCCCCGAGCCUCGCGUCGUGCCUCAGCUGUCCCCAGGGCACGUACUCGUCGAUUCCUCAAGCCACCUCGGCCGCCAACUGCACGCAGUGCCCCGCCGGCACCUUUGCGGCCCAAGCCGGGUCGGGCGCGUGUUCUCCGUGCAGCGCGGGCUACUAUUCGGUGGGCAACGCCACGCAGUGCUCCGCGUGUCCUGGCGGCACGUUCAGCGCGCCGCAGGCCCCCGCGUGCACCAACUGCUCGGCGGGGACGUACGCGCCGUCGAUGGCGAUGGACGCGUGUCUGGGGUGUCCCAGGGGCAUGUACAGCAACGCGUCUGCUCUCAGCUGCACCGCCUGCCCCCUCGGCACCUUUAGCGCCCAGACGCAGGCGAGCUGGGCCGGCUGCGCUGCGUGUCCGAUGGGGUCGUUCGGCGCACGCACGGGCCUCGCUAAGUGCUCCGACUGUCCUGACGGCACGUACAGCGCAGUGGUCGGCAGCGCUAGCGCCGUCAGCUGUGUGAAAUGCCCCUCGGGAACCUUCUCGAAUGCAAACACGACCAAGGCCGCGGCUUGCACGCCCUGUGGUCUCGGGACGUAUGCCAGCGCGACAGGCGCUGCGGGCUGUACACCGUGCCCACUCGACACGAUCACACUGGCGACAGCCGCCACCACAUCGACGCUGUGCGUGUCAUGCCCGAUCGGGUCGCAACGCAGCCUCGCGAGUGCAACGUGCGAGGCAUGUCCUCCCGGCACCCACCGGCUCAGUGCGACUGCUGGCUGCAUUUUGUGUCCCUAUGGCACGUACACGAGCUCGCUUGCGGACGCUCAAAACCCCCAGUGCAUUGGCUGCAGCCCCAUGACGUUUAGCAACAACGUCGGGUCCACGGCGUGUACGUCGUGUGCACCGGGUACGUACGCCUUGAAUCAGUGGGCAGCGUGCUUGCCGUGCUCGCCGGCGUGUCCCAUCGGGCGCAACGGAGGCGUCUGCUCGUACCACGGCACCUGCAGCUACGGCGGCUGCAGCUGUAGCGACGGCUUCUCGGGCGUGGCGUGCCAGACGCUCGCCCCGGGCCUCCCGUCAACGACGGCUGCCAAUGCAUCCGGCGUCCUGUACUUUGCAACGCCCAAUUGGACGCUGCUCUUCGACAACGUGUCGUCGAACGCGGUGCUCUUGGCGCGCGACGGAGGCUACCUCGGGACGCUCAGCGUCGUCGUCGCACUUGCUGGAGGCAAUGGCUCUGCGUCCAAUGGCGGGCUCCCGUCGAUGUGGGCGACGACAGUCACGUUUGCACCGCAGCAGACAUCGAUGAGUCUCUCGCUGCCCGUCGCAGCGAUCAGUAGCGGGCAAGGCUGCACCUCGAUCGCCCUCUCGUUGCGCAACCUCAACCUUAACGCUGGCGGUGCCUCGAACGUGUCGCUCACGGACAGCGCUUCGUUGACGCUGCUCGUGCUAGCCACGCGCGUUCCUACCACCGCGCUCCUGCAGGCGCCGUCAACUGCCAACGGAAUGAACGCGACCGUGCUCGUGGCCACGACGCAGAGCUCGAGUCUUUCGAUUUUGCUCGCGCUGCCCGCACCGGCUAUCGUUGAGACGUACUUGUACGUGGAUGCGAGCUUUGACCAGUCGUACACGCCGCUGUUGCCCGCGCUGCUCGCUGCCGUCCAGCAAAAGUACGAGGCGCAAGGCGUCGACUGGCACUUCGCCUCCAACCUCAAUGCGGCCUUGUCGACCUUUGGCUACGCGGCGAGUACGCUCCUCAGCGCGGUGCAAGCCAUCACGGUCGAUGCGACGAGCCCGUUCAACGCGGCGCCGCUCUUGGCCACCAACUUCUUAGCGUCGAUCCCGUGGAGCCCAGGUGCUCGGCGCACGCUGCUUGUCAUGACAAACGCUCCGUCCAUCAACACGGCAACGACAACGUCGAGCACGCUGCGGACAGCGUGCGUCGCAGCCAACGUCGUACCGCUCUUUCUCGUGCCGACGGCCAAGCAAUCCAUCUUCAACGGUCUCGUCCAGAGCUUUGGCGCCGUCGUCGGCUUCAACGUCAGCACGUUCCCAGCGAGCGCGUGGCAAGCCCUUCAAACCCCUUGCACGCCGGUCGCGAGCAUCAGUAGCACACCGACCAACAGCCUCCUGCAGUCGGCGGCGUGGAAUACCAACGCCGUCACGCUCACCUUUCGACGAGCAGUGCUCGGGUCGGACCCGGCGCAAAUGACGUCGCUCGUGACGGUCCUCGGGGUGGCCGUACUCCGAAUCUCUCAGCUCACUUUUUCCCCAUCGUGCGCAAACUCGGUUGCGGUGGCGCCGUCCGCGACGACGCUUGCCGGGUGGCUGCCGCCAGUGACGACACUCGCGUCUGCCCAAGCCAUCUGGACAGCGCAGUCGAGUGCAAGCAGCUUGGCGCUGCUGAGCGCAGCCAACCAAAGCCUCGUGCUGCAGUCGACGGCACUCGACCAAAACGCGAGCUACAGCGCGUCCUUUCCCGUGCAGCUCGAGCGCGGGACGCCCGUCGUCCUCGUGGGCUAUGUCAACACCAACAUUGGUGGCGCGAUGACGGCAGCCGCGUCCAUCGAGCUCGUCGUGAACCAAGCCCUGCGCUUUCCCGUGAGCCUCCCGGUGGCUUCGUCGAGCAGUGCCUUUGUGUGGCAGUUCUUUGCCCUUGAGGUCAGUCUUCCGCAGAUUACAAGCCAACUGCAGCUGGUCGUGAAUGCGUCCCGCGCCCUCGGCGUCGCCAGCCUCGGGCUCUUUGUCGAUGGCCCGUACUCAUGCAGCUGUGCGAGUGGCAACUACAUGCGCGCGGGCGUCUGUUCGCGGUGUCCGACCGGGUCGGCCUGCGCCGGAGGCAUCAAGCAAACGUGUACGCAGCAGACGUUCUCGUUUGGCGCUGCAUCGAGCUGCAAACCGUGUUACCCCGGCUGGACGUGCUCGGGUGGCUUUGCGACGCCGUGUCCUCUCGGCACAUAUACCCUCGAUGCGACAAGCUGCGUCGUCUGUCCCGCCGGAUCCGCGUGCCGCCAAGGCCUUCGCUCGACCUGCGGCGUCGGGACGUUUGCCCCGAGCGGCGCGCCCCACUGCUCGCGCUGCCUGCCAGGCACAUUCGCCAACGUCACGGGCUCGAGUGUGUGCUUGGCGUGCCCGCCUGGGCAGUCCUCCAACUACAUGCGAGACCACUGUCUUCCCUGCGCGCCCGGUGGCUAUGCCAAUGCGCCGGGCUCGUAUCCGUGCGUGGCGUGCCCCGCCAAUGCAUUUGCACCGUCCGGUCAGUCGACGUGCGCCGCCUGCCCUUCCGGAACGUGGACGCCGUCGGCCGGCGCGCAGCAGUGCGAACCUUGCCCGCUCGGUGUGUGCUAA